This is a messenger RNA of Amphibalanus amphitrite, 1832 nucleotides long. RefSeq lists its product as uncharacterized. The record is from RefSeq and is a predicted model, not a curated record. The transcript has 3 exons. Lineage: Eukaryota; Metazoa; Arthropoda; Thecostraca; Balanomorpha; Balanidae. The coding region runs from base 478 to 1770 and encodes 430 amino acids.
UUACCCCGUUUACAUGAGUCAGCGAAAAUGACGUUUAGAACGGAUAUUUCCGUUUAGCGAAAAGUGCGCAAGUUUCGACUCAUGUAAACUGGUUAGCGCGCGCAAAAAUGACGAUUACGCGGAACGGAAAUAUCCGAUGAAUUAAUGGGAAAUAUCCGUUAAGAACGUCUUUUUUUAGCGUAUUUUUUGAAAAUAUGCAUUAGGAUGACUCAGCAAUGAUUAUUUUGUUUAUAAUUUUCAAAAAUAACUCAUAAUAAGUCAUAUUUACGUUGAAUGAAAAGUAAAAUAACAAUAUAAUUAGCUUUUGGCGCCCCAUGUCGCGCCUAUUUUCAAAACAGCUGUGUUUGGGCUGGCGGCCUUGGUUUGACUUUGUGCCAGUUCAAGUUUGAGGGCGUUGAUCAGGGAUAUUGUAUUUUGUGCUCAAUUAGAUCAGUUUUUGUAAACAUUUUGUUCGAUUCCUUGGAGCCGUCGCCAGCCAUGAAGCAUUGGACGGAGGAUGAGGAGCGAGCGCUCCUGCGUAUCGUGCAGGAGAAGAACCUGUUGGGGGCGAUCGACGGAAGGCGAGCGCGGAACUCCCAGAUAUUCCAGUGCCUCAGUGAGGCCAUGGGAGACAUGGGGUACGACCGGCCGGCGGAGGUUUGCCGAACCAAGUUAAAAACGCUCCGGCUGCGUUUCAACAGCCUCGCCCGGGCCCGGGCACGCUCGGGAGCGGGCAGUGGAGAAGACAUGCCGCACCAAGAUCUGCUACAGGAGCUACUUGGUGGCCGACCGGUCGCCACCAGCACCGGCUCUACCAUGGAUCUUGGGAUCCCGCAAGUAGAUCCUCCACUGCCCGAAGACAACGUCGUCUCCUUCCGGGGAGAAGCCGUGGACGCCAAUACCGACGACAUAUCCACCGUCGCGGGCGACGCGGAGCUGCAACAGCUUUACGAGGACCUCUUUGAGGCUGGCACGCCUCAGACCCUGCCCGCCUCCGCCGCCCGCCCGACCGCCGCUCGCCUGCCCGCCUCUGCCGCGCCUCAGACCCCGCCCGCCUCCGCCGCCCGCCCGAUCGCCUCCGCCUCCCGCCCGAUCGCCUCCGCCGCCCGCCCGCCCGCCUCCGCCGCCCGCCCGACCACCUCUGCCGUUCGCCCGCCCGCCUCUGCCGCCCUCCCGACCACCUCUACCCUGAGCCCUACCCCGUCUUCCACCGCACGCCCCGGUCCAUCUACUUGCGUUCCGCACUCAGCUUCCGACCUGCUCCAAAGCCCGCGCUCCUCUCAAUCAGACAACUCUCUGCCACACCUCCAUGACAUUCCUGACGACCAAUCCGUAUCGAGCCACCAGUCCUCUCUGUCGCCCCCCGCUCCUCGCUCCGUUCCUGAAUCCCGUAAUCGCACCACCUCCUCCUCCUCCUCCUCAACCACUUCCAGCACCCGAAGCCGCCACCCCACCCGCCUUACGCCCGCACAACCAGCUCCGCCAGCCGACGACGGCCUCAGCGGCACCGAGAGGGCCGCUCGGCAGCGGCAGGCCAGGCGCCGCAGCGCGACCGGCUACCGGGACCGGGUGCUGUCCGCCCUGGAGGCCUCCCAGGAGGAGGACCGCCGGGCGGCGGCGCGGGAGGAGGCACGCGACGAGCGGGAGGACCGCGUGCUGGACGCCCUCCUGGAGGAGAUGCGGGCCGGCACCAACCUGCUCCGCGAGGCGGUCGGCGUGAUGCGCGACAUGGCCGCUGCGUCGGCCCGCCGGGCGCACCGUCGCCGUUCGCGGUCGCGUUCACCUAUGUAAAUAUGAAUAUAUGUGUUAUCGCACAGUGGAAACUCAAAAUAUAAUCAAGAUUUACUUUGUCA